AGCACGAAACUUAGGCGGUUUUACGCUUCCCUUCAUCACUUCUCUCUGGCUUUUUUCCCUCUUGCUGCCCGUUUUUACCGCCGUCCUCUCACCAUGCAGCGUGAACCUCCGAAGAGGAAGCAGGAGAAGUCGGAAAAGCGGCUCUUUGACCCCAUGUCCUUCGGGCAGGACCUGCUGGCAGGCGGGGUUGCAGCGGCUGUGUCCAAGACAGCGGUGGCGCCCAUCGAGCGGGUGAAGCUGCUGCUGCAGGUGCAGGCGUCGUCCAAGCAGAUCUCCGCCGAGGCGCAGUACAAAGGCAUGGUGGACUGUCUCGUGCGGAUUCCCCGCGAGCAGGGUUUCUUCAGUUACUGGCGUGGCAAUUUGGCAAAUGUUAUCCGCUAUUUUCCAACACAAGCUCUAAACUUUGCUUUUAAGGACAAAUACAAACAACUUUUCAUGUCUGGAGUUAAUAAAGAAAAACAGUUCUGGAGGUGGUUUUUGGCAAACCUAGCUUCUGGUGGAGCUGCUGGAGCAACAUCCUUAUGUGUAGUUUAUCCGCUAGACUUUGCCCGAACCCGAUUAGGUGUUGAUAUUGGAAAAGGUCCUGAAGAGCGACAGUUCAAGGGUUUAGGUGACUGUAUUAUGAAAAUAGUAAAAUCAGACGGAAUUGUUGGUUUGUACCAAGGGUUUGGUGUUUCAGUUCAGGGCAUCAUUGUGUACCGAGCCUCCUAUUUUGGAGCAUAUGACACCGUUAAGGGCUUAUUACCAAAACCAAAGGAAACCCCAUUUCUCGUCUCCUUUUUCAUUGCUCAAGUUGUGACCACAUGCUCUGGAAUACUCUCUUAUCCCUUUGACACAGUUAGAAGACGAAUGAUGAUGCAGAGUGGUGAGGCUGAACGACAAUAUAAAGGAACUUUAGACUGCUUUGUGAAGAUAUACCAACAUGAGGGAAUCAAUGCAUUUUUUCAUGGUGCCUUCUCCAAUAUCCUUCGUGGUACAGGGGGUGCUUUGGUGUUAGUGCUAUAUGAUAAAAUUAAAGAACUCCUUAAUAUUGAUAUUGGAGGCAGUUCAUCAGGAGAUUAAAUUAAGAAAUGCAUAUAUUUAAUUUGUUAAACAUACAAAUUAUAUAGCUGCCAUUUGUAUGUAUUUUGAUACUGUGUUAUUGCUGUCAGUAUUUUUAGAGUACUAAUUCUAUAAUAAAGCAUUUGCUUUUUCAAGAA
Suricata suricatta (meerkat) is the source of this 1199-nucleotide messenger RNA. It is a transcript of the gene SLC25A31, whose product is annotated as solute carrier family 25 member 31. Lineage: Eukaryota; Metazoa; Chordata; Mammalia; Carnivora; Herpestidae. Bases 94 to 1062 code for a protein of 322 amino acids. The record is from RefSeq and is a predicted model, not a curated record. Gene Ontology annotation, biological process: mitochondrial ADP transmembrane transport; mitochondrial ATP transmembrane transport. Gene Ontology annotation, molecular function: ATP:ADP antiporter activity. Gene Ontology annotation, cellular component: mitochondrial inner membrane. The transcript has 6 exons.